Messenger RNA from Dissoconium aciculare CBS 342.82, 1092 nucleotides. RefSeq lists its product as uncharacterized. The coding region runs from base 1 to 1092 and encodes 363 amino acids. The transcript is spliced from 2 exons. The record is from RefSeq and is a predicted model, not a curated record. Gene Ontology annotation, cellular component: Ino80 complex. Gene Ontology annotation, biological process: chromatin remodeling. Lineage: Eukaryota; Fungi; Ascomycota; Dothideomycetes; Mycosphaerellales; Dissoconiaceae.
AUGAGUGACAGUGAUGCCACUCCCGCGCCGCAGGCUCAACGGAGAGGAGCACGCUCAACGCGAAAUCCACGAACUGUUGUGGAGCCCGAUACGGACGACGAUCUUGAAGAUGCGCUCGGUGAGGAGGAAGAACAGGACGAGGACGAGGACGAGGAGAUGGGAGACAGUGAAGAGGACGCCGACGGAGAGGAAGACGACGACAUGGACGAUAUUCAAGUCCACCCUCCUCCGCCGAUCAUACGACAAGUACCCGCAGGAAAAGCAGGCAAUAAUAUUGUAGUAAGCGGUCCGCAUGUCCCAGGUCCCGUCAAGAGUGUGGAGAGAAAGGAAAUGGAUGACGACGACGAUGACGAUGAAGAGCUCUCUGAAUUAGAAUCGAUUAAUAAUGAGGACGAGGAAGAGGAGGACGAUGAGGAUGAAGAUGAAGAAGAGGAGGACGAGGAAGACGGAGUAGACAACGCGAACGAUGACGCCGCGGGCGAAGAAGAUAGCGACAAUGACGCCUCCAGAAGUGCUACGCCUGAUCUUACAAAGUUGACAAAACGACAACGCGGCGCAUACGAAGACGACCAGGAUAUUGGUCUUCUGGCGCUUUCUAAUGAAGCACAGAAGAAGAAGCAUCUCACAGCAGAGGAACAUGCCGUACGACGUGCAGAAAUGGCUCGCAGGAGGAAGAACCUCAGCGAGAAGCGAAAUGAAGAGGAAAAGUUGGACACCAUCAACAAGCUCCUGUUGAAACCCGCCUCCAAGAAAAAAACCCGUGCCGAAAUUAUUGCCGCCCAAUUGAAGGCCGCGAGGUCAGCUGGUAGUGAGAAAAAAAGCGGAACGCCAGGCGUGGAUGGCAGCAACGCCGCCUCUGGACAGGAUGGCCUCGCAGAUGGUGCUUCAGCAAUUUAUGAGGAGCCUUCGAACCCUCUCUUCACACGGUGGAUAUCAAAUUCUGCGGGUUCCCGGGUCGCAGUUCCAGAGGAGUGGUUAGCAGGACCUGUCGGGGAGGUCUUCUCACUUCCUGCGAAUUCCACGAAAACAAAAAGUGAGGUAGACACGGAGAAGGAGGAUGUCGAAAUGAAAUUGGUCGAGGAAGUCGCUUGA